This is a messenger RNA of Phodopus roborovskii (desert hamster), 4233 nucleotides long. It is a transcript of the gene Scaper, whose product is annotated as S-phase cyclin A associated protein in the ER. The record is from RefSeq and is a predicted model, not a curated record. Gene Ontology annotation, molecular function: zinc ion binding; nucleic acid binding. Bases 16 to 4218 code for a protein of 1400 amino acids. The transcript has 31 exons. NCBI's taxonomy places the organism in Eukaryota, Metazoa, Chordata, Mammalia, Rodentia, Cricetidae.
GAAGAAAAUUUAAAAAUGAUGGCUUCCUUCCAACGUUCCAACAGUCAUGACAAAGUGAGGAGGAUUGUUGCUGAGGAGGGUCGUACAGCAAGAAACCUGAUAGCUUGGAAUGUUCCACUAGAAAGCAAAGAUGAUGAUGGAAAACAUAAAGGUCAAACUGGUGGAAAAUCUAAGAGGACAAUUCAAAGCACUCACAAAAUCUCUAAACAGAGUACAGACUGUAAAAUAACAUCCACAGCUGGAGAGAAACAUUUUGAUAAAAGUCCCACAAAAGCAAGGCACCCACGGAAAAUUGACCUAAGAGCUCGCUACUGGGCAUUUCUUUUUGAUAAUCUUCGCCGUGCAGUAGAUGAAAUCUAUGUGACUUGUGAAUCGGAUCAGAGUGUGGUGGAAUGUAAGGAGGUGCUAAUGAUGCUGGAUUACUAUGUGAGAGAUUUCAAAGCAUUGAUCGACUGGAUUCAACUUCAGGAAAAGUUGGAGAAGACAGAUGCUCAAAGCAGGCCAACCUCACUGGCAUGGGAAGUAAAGAAGAUGUCUCCAGGUCGUCAUGUGAUUCCGAGCCCAUCAACAGAUAGAAUGAAUGUAACAUCAACUGCAAGAAGAAGCUUAAAUUUUGGGAGUUUACCUGGCACAGUAACUGCCACAUGUCUGGCUCCUACAGGUGUCAGUUGGGCAGACAAGGUAAAGGCUCAUCAUACUGGCUCUGCCACGUCUGAUGUAACAUCUGCUCAACCCUGUGCACCAACAACAGUGCAAAAGACUUCCCGCAAAAAUGAACGGAAAGAUGCUGAAGGAUGGGAAACUGUUCAGAGAGGAAGGCCAGUUCGUCCCCGAUCCACAGCAGUGAUGCCAAGGGUUUCACUAGUGACAGAAACUGUAAAGUCAAAGGAUGACAGUGAUAAGGAAAACGUAUGCCUUUUACCUGGAGAAAGGACACAGAAGGGUGAUCUUGUUGAUGAUAGACCUUCUGUUGUUGAAUCUCCAUCCAAAGACUCAUUCCAUCCUUCCGACCGUCCCCUCGCUGAGAGAACUCAGUUCACAGUGAGUAUAUUGGAUGAUGUCAAGAAUUCUGGUAGUAGUCAAGACAGUUCAGUGCAUACUUCUGAAAUACCAGCUGUUCACAGUGAUGCCGUGUGCCUUGCUGUUACUCAACAAGCCACCUCAGCUUUGCCAACAGAUAAAGACAGAGUUCUGGCAGACAAAGUAGGAAUAGUGAAUGAGACAGACCCUUCAGAUAUUUCAAAUGUGAGUGCUGCUGACUUGUCUAUGGCAGAAGUUCUCGCUAAAAAAGAAGAGCUAGCAGACCGCCUAGAGAAGGCGAAUGAAGAAGCCAUUGCCAGCGCCAUAGCUGAAGAAGAGCAGUUAACUAGAGAGAUCGAAGCUGAAGAAAACAAUGACAUUAGCAUCGAGACUGACAAUGACAGUGAUUUUUCCGCUAGCAUGGGCAGUGGGAGUCUAUCCUUCUGUGGUAUGUCUAUGGAUUGGAAUGAUGUUCUUGCAGAUUAUGAAGCUCGUGAAUCUUGGCGUCAAAAUACAUCCUGGGGGGAUAUUGUAGAAGAAGAGCCAGCUAGACUUCCAGGGCAUGGAAUUCACAUGCAUGAAAAACUUUCUUCACCAUCUCGUAAAAGGACUAUUGCAGAAUCUAAGAAGAAAUAUGAAGAGAAGCACAUGAAAGCUCAGCAGUUAAGGGAAAAACUACGUGAGGAGAAGACACUAAAGCUUCAAAAGUUGUUGGAAAGGGAAAAAGAUGUUCGAAAGUGGAAGGAAGAAUUACUAGAUCAACGGCGUAGGAUGAUGGAAGAGAAAUUACUUCAUGCUGAAUUUAAACGAGAGGUACAGCUACAAGCAAUUGUGAAGAAGGCUCAAGAGGAAGAAGCUAAGGUAAAUGAGAUUGCAUUCAUAAAUACCCUUGAAGCUCAGAAUAAACGCCAUGAUGUUUUAUCAAAAUUGAAGGAAUAUGAGCAGAGGCUCAAUGAAUUACAGGAAGAGCGUCAGAGAAGACAAGAAGAAAAGCAAGCUCGUGAUGAAGCUGUGCAGGAACGCAAGAGAGCCUUAGAGGCAGAACGGCAGGCCCGUGUAGAGGAGUUGUUGAUGAAGAGGAAAGAGCAAGAAGCCCGUAUUGAACAGCAGAGGCAAGAGAAAGAAAAAGCCCGUGAAGAUGCAGCCCGAGAAAGAGCCAGAGACAGGGAAGAACGGUUGGCAGCACUCACAGCAGCUCAGCAAGAAGCUAUGGAAGAGCUGCAGAAAAAAAUUCAGCUCAAGCAUGAUGAAAGCAUUCGAAGGCACAUGGAACAGAUUGAACAAAGGAAAGAAAAGGCUGCUGAGUUAAGCAGUGGGCGACAUGCAAGUACUGAUUAUGCCCCUAAACUGACCCCUUAUGAAAGAAAGAAGCAGUGUUCUCUCUGCAAUGUCCUGAUUGCUUCAGAAGUUUAUCUCUUUAGCCACAUUAAAGGGAAAAAACAUCAGCAAGCUGUGAGAGAGAAUAGCAGUAUCCAGGGGCGUGAACUUUCAGAUGAAGAAGUGGAACAUUUGUCUUUGAAGAAAUAUGUUGUUGACAUUGUGAUUGAAAGUACAGCUCCGCCAGAGCCUGUGAAAGAUGGAGAAGAACGGCAAAAGAAUAAGAAAAAAGCUAAAAAGAUAAAGGCGCGGAUGAACUCCAGGGCUAAAGAAUACGAGAGUUUAGUGGAAACCAAAAAUUAUGGCUCUGAUUCACCUUAUAAAGCAAAGCUUCAAAGAUUAGCCAAAGAUCUUGUAAAACAAAUUCAAGUACAAGACAGCGGCUCCUGGGCAAACAAUAAGGCUUCUGCUUUGGAUCGGACCCUUGGUGAGGUUGCUAGAAUAUUGGAGAAAGAGAAUAUAGCAGAUCAGAUUGCAUUUCAAGUUGCUGGUGGAUUAACAGCCCUUGAACACAUCCUUCAAGUAGUGGCCCCAGCCUCAAACAUGAACACGGUUUCACGAAUUCCUCCUAAGUCUCUCUGCAAUGCAAUCAAUGUUUACAACCUCACCUGCAAUAACUGUUCAGAAAACUGCACUGAUGUUCUGUUUAGUAACAAGAUUACCUUCUUAAUGGAUCUCCUGAUACACCAAUUGACGGUUUAUGUUCCAGAUGAAAAUAAUGCUGUUUUAGGAAGAAAUACAAAUAAACAAGUUUUUGAAGGACUGACAACUGGACUUCUCAGAGCCGGUGCUGUAGUUUUUAGCUGUCUGAUUGCCAACCGACCAGAUGGAAACAGCCGGCCAGAUACACCAAAAAUACCAACACAGGAAAUGAAAAACAAACCCUCACAAGGUGAUGCCUUUAACAGUCGAGUUCAAGACCUUAUCAGCUAUGUGGUGAACAUGGGUCUGAUUGACAGACUGCAUGGCUGCUUCCUCUCAGUGCAAGGCCCAGUGGAUGAGAAUCCCAAAAUGGCCACAUUUCUGCAGCAUGCCGCAGGAUUCUUACAUGGGAUGUGUUCACUAUGCUUUGCUGUCACUGGAAGGUCCUACAGCAUAUUUGACAAUAAUCACCAGGAUCCCACAGGGCUGACAGCUGCUCUUCAGGCCACAGACUUGGCUGGAGUUCUGCACAUGCUCUACUGUAUCCUCUUCCAUGGCACCAUCUCAGACCCCAGCACUACCAGCCCCAAGGAGAAUUACACCCAGAACACCAUCCAAGUAGCCGUUCAGAGUUUACGUUUCUUCAACAGUUUUGCAGUUCUUGAUUUGCCUGCUUUUCAGUCUAUUGUAGGGGCAGAGGGCUUGUCCCUUGCAUUCCGUCACAUGGCUAGUUCCCUGCUAGGCCACUGCAGCCAAGUCUCCUGUGAAAGCCUCCUUCAUGAGGUCAUCGUCUGUGUGGGCUACUUCACUGUCAACCACCCAGAUAACCAGGUAAUUGUACAGUCCGGCCGACACCCCACAGUGCUACAGAAGCUCUGCCAGCUGCCUUUCCAGUAUUUCAGUGACCCAAGGCUCAUCAAAGUGCUGUUCCCUUCCCUUAUCGCUGCUAGUUACAACAACCUGCAGAACAAGAUCAUUCUGGAACAAGAGAUGAGCUGUGUUUUACUGGCCACAUUCAUUCAGGACUUUGCACAGACUCCGGGUCUUGUGGAUAACCAAUCUUCCUAUCCCAAAGGAAAACGUGGGAGCCUGGGGGACUACCUGGAGCUGGCUAACAGAUUUCCUCAGCAGGCCUGGGAAGAAGCCCGGCAAUUUUUCUUGAAAAAAGAGAAAAAAUAAAUGUUUUAUAGCUAA